Molecule: messenger RNA, 795 nt
Organism: Desarmillaria tabescens
Lineage: Eukaryota; Fungi; Basidiomycota; Agaricomycetes; Agaricales; Physalacriaceae
Exons: 4
Coding region: 1-795 (264 amino acids)
Source: RefSeq, a predicted model, not a curated record
AUGAGUGAAACCGUACGGGCGCAAGAAAUACCCUUUGGAUGGAUAGUAGGACCAGAGGAGCUUCAAAUACACCUCUUUCGACCCUACAUCACCGAAAGCCGAGCAAAGUUCUUAGACCGAAAAGCUCGGCAACUUGUAAUUGGAUUGAAAGAGCACCCAGAGGAUGCAUCCGGCCUUCAGGAAGAUUUUCGAGAAAUGAUGGACAUGCUCAACGGCAAUUACAUGAUUUUAUGCGGCCAAGAACACCUCGGCAGCGAAUACCACGUAACUCGAAUCCUGGAUACCUUCACACAGGUGGCUGCCACCAGUCACGCCGGAGUUCCGCCUCAAUUUUCGGCGUUCUGGCAAUCCUACCUAUGCCCACUUGUUGAAGUUGCCACCCCAGAAGAUCUCGCUUCUAUGCGCGCACAGUGCUCACCUGCUUUCUGGGCUGCGAUGGUUGCAGAAGCAAGUGGGGUUUCGUCGAAAGCGGAUGGAAACACAGUCAGUGCUGCAGCAGUCCAGACUUGGAGCUUGACUGGUUCUCCACGAGCGUCAUCUUGUCGUCGCUGCCGUGACAUGCAUUUUACGUGUCUCGAGACAGGAGACUCAGAGGAACGGCGAUGUCGGCUUUGCUGCAUCGAUGACCAUUGUUGUAGCAUCAGUUCAAUACCUCCUGAAGAUCAACGAGCGCUCGGACUGGCUGUCGCGGGCAUUGAAAAGCUGACGGGCCAACAGAAGAUGAUCAUAUCACUCGUCGCCGAAAUGACGGCUGCGAGGAAAGAAUUAGUCCUGUUUGCCCGAGAUCAGCGAUAG